UUUAUUGGCGUGCGUCAGGAGGAAUGGGAAAGUACAAAGCCAUCCUUUUAGGCGAUCCUAAUGUGAGGCUACGAUUAACAUCAGCUUUAAACGCAAUGAGACUUGCUCCGGAUUGAGACUCUGUGAACUCCAGAACAUGUCGUCGAGCAAGGAUAUUCUCGCUGGCCGAACCUGACUGACCAGUUAGCAGAACGAGAGUUAAAGCUCUUCACCGAUGGGUGUAGCUUCAUGGACCAAGGUCUGCGUAUCUUGUUGAUGUGACCCUGCACCCCUUUCGCCUGCGAGAUCGAGUCCUCCUUCAGACUUGGAGAGAAAAGGGACCUGAACAGCACCUGGCUGCCAAGUGGACGGGAGCCUCAGGGUUCUGCUAAACACGCACUCACCUGCCCAUCAGCUGGACGGAAGCCGCAGACACAUCACACGGGAAUAAAGGUGGCGCCGCCAGAAGUCCCUCCUCUUCUAGGACUUGAGAGCCCCUAGGAGACCUAACGCGACUCUUUCAUGAACAAGAUAAGUAGCAUGAGGCUCUGGGCUGCGUUGUGUGUCCUGUCCCUCUGCUGGAGCUGCACCCCCGCGUGGAAGGACAAUUCCUUCGUUCGAAUCUCUCAAUCCAUAGCCUCCUCCGCUAACUUAUCCCAUUACUGGCUCUGUCAUGUCAAACCUUCCUCCGGGCUUGAUUCUGCGGACCCUCUGGUCAUGCCCGUUUUAAAUUUCUCUCAGAUCCCGAGUUUCCAAGUCACUUAUGACAUGAAAUUCCCUAAUGCUGUUUACCGAGUGAGGCUUGUUAGUUACGAAUUUCCUGUUCCUUGUUUCUUCCUCACCCCACCUGAGAGCUUGACAGCCACGGUUCCAGGUAAAUACUGUCAAAAGCCUGAGUCCUUGGGGCACAAGAAUUUGACCACGCCCCAUGGAAGAACUACUGUUGCUUGUCAGUAUAAUAAGACAUAUUUCACUGACCCCGUUUCUCUCCCUUUGAUUCGACAACGAUGUGCAAAUCUGUCCUCUGCCUAUGCUUCUACUGAACUAUGCAGAACCUGGAGGGAUCAAAACGCGACACACCUGAAGGGCACCCCCACCCCCUUACAGAGUUGCCAUAUGACUCCAUCAUGGACCCUGCCUCGCACUGACCCCUGGUUAGAAAACAUCUUGAGUCACCUUCCCCAAGGGGACAGCCUUAAUUUUCAGAACAUGACUGGAAUCUUAUGUGCUCCCAUGGGGUACGUUUUUGUUUGUGGAUCCCAAAAUGAGGCCUGGGCCUAUAAAUGCCUUGACAGUUGGCAUGUUGGUGGAACCUGCCUAUUGGGCUACUUGGUAACCCCAUUCUCUGUCCAGAAUGUUCUAGAAACUGUCCAUUGGACCAGUCCCCUCACUCUCCUCACUAGGAUUGCUCGGGACCUCCCUGAGGGAGACAGUUAUUUCUUUGGCUACACCUUCCUUCCUUGGUGGAAUGUGGCAGCUCACCAACAUGUACUGAGGAACCUAUCCAAAACCUUAGAUAUCAUUGCAAAUGAAAUGGCUGCCACCCUCACUGGGCUGCAGACGUCCUUGGAUUCUCUUGCUAAAGUUGUACUUGAUAAUCGUAUAGCUUUAGAUGACAUGCUAGCUGAACAAGGCGGAGUCUGUAUUGCUGCUAACGCUACUUGCUGUACAUCUAUCAAUUCCUCUUCUGAGGUAGAGACUCAUAUUGCUCAAAUCGGACAACAGGCUACUCGGCGCCAGCAAACCUUAGGACAUCAGAGCAGAACAAAGUUAGAUAGAAUGCGAAACUGGUUCACAGACCUUUUCUCGAGGAAACUGAAUGGGUUCCAGUCGAACCUAGGUAGUAUUCUCAAAUUAUGUCUCAUUCUUCUUCUUAUAGUUAUGGUAUUCAUAAUAAUUAUGUACUGUAUAAUUAAGAGCUGUGCUAAGAAGGCUAAGACUCCUAAGACAAAUAGGGAAAUGCCCAUGGUAAAUCUUUAAACCCCAUGUUUCAGAGAAGCAUAAAGAACAUUUCAUAGAUCAGGUCAAAUUGUUCCGUUCCACAACCUCACCUCGCCGACCCCGAUCACAGGAAGUGGUCAGAUGAGAGACGAUGUCCCAUUAUCCCCAAUUCCACAUGAUUAUGGAAUGGAGCAAUUGACAGUGGGAAAUUGUAAUAGAAUAAGUAACCAGACUCUGUGACCCCAUCUUGCUCAAGCCUGGCAUGUCAGUUAGCAACUUCUGCUUAGUCCUACAUGUAGAUAUGCUCAUCAUUAAAGGACUCUAACCUGUAGCCCAGAAAUUACUGAAACAAUCUCCCUGCUUGAGACUAUGUCCCCAAAGAAGAAAGGAAGUUUCUACCAAAAUAAUGAUUGUUUUUUAAAAGGAGCCUCUAUGACUGCACCACAGCAGCCAGAGUUUGUGAACCAAAAGGAAAGAAGUUUCACUGUCCCCCUUGGGCCCUUGCUGACAUCCAGAUGUCUGUGUCCAUCAACCACCUCCUGACCUCAAACCCUCUCUUUUUUCCCUUUCCCCCGACAUAAGAGAAGCCUGAAUUCUGUACUUUCUCAUGGCGGGUCUUUAGGAUGCUAGUCCACCAUCUGCUCAGCUUGCUGGCUUUCCAAAUAAAGUUGCUUUC
Molecule: messenger RNA, 2596 nt
Organism: Myotis lucifugus (little brown bat)
Lineage: Eukaryota; Metazoa; Chordata; Mammalia; Chiroptera; Vespertilionidae
Product: endogenous retrovirus group V member 2 Env polyprotein-like
Exons: 2
Coding region: 502-1959 (485 amino acids)
Source: RefSeq, a predicted model, not a curated record